CACGUGAUUAAUACGGAAACAGAAAGCGGUGAGAAUCACACCUCCCCGAAGAAAAAUAUUCUGCCGCCGAUCCGCGAUAAAGCUUGAAGUUUUCUCCGCCGCCGCCAAAAGAAAAGAGAAAUUCAUUAAUUUGCUGCAGUCUUCGAAACACUGCAUACAUCUAUCACAAUGGCGGCAGUCUACAAGUCAAUUUCUAAAAAGGGCUCAAAACCCACUCACGAGGACGUCUCGGAUGAAGAUGUCGCCAUGGACGAACUUUGGGAUGGAGAUGAAACGAGCGACAGCGAUGAAGAGGUAGAGGAUGCGGAGGAUGGAAAGACGCAAAACUCGACGAAUACGGCCGGACAAAUGCCCAAGACUCGUGUUCUGAUGCUUACAUCGAGAGGUGUUACGUUUCGGCAUCGGCAUCUUCUCUCAGAUCUUUGCGCACUCCUUCCUCACACCCACAAGGAGAGUAAGCUGGAUACGAAAAAGAAGACGGCUGGUUACAACCUGCUGCUGAACUCCCUGGCGGAUUUGCACUCGUGCAAUGUCAUCUUUUUCCUCGAGGCACGCAAGCGCGGUCAGGAUUUGUACCUUUGGCUCUCGAGACCUCCUAACGGCCCGACGAUCAAGUUCUCUGUUACCAAUCUGCACACGAUGGGCGAGUUGGGUACGGGUUUUGCUGGAAACUGUCUCAAGGGUGGACGCGGUAUUGUGGUGUUUGACCGUUCCUUUGAUGAGAACGGACCGGACAUGGCCAAGCCUGGUACUGAGUACCGUGGUCUGAUCAGGGAGAUGCUGCGUGGUGUCUUCUCCGUCCCGAAGCGGGGUGUGAAGGGAAUGAAGCCGUUUAUCGACAGGGUUAUUGGUAUCUACGGUGUCGACGGCAGGAUUUGGAUCAGAGUGUACGAGAUCAGAGAAUCUGAGCCGAGCAAGAAGAAGGCCGAGGGAGAAGAAGGAGAGAAACCAGCACCCAGGAGCAAGGACGGUCCCGAGAUCUCACUGGUUGAAAUCGGACCCCGCUUUGUUCUCACGCCGAUUGUCAUUCUUGAGGGAAGCUUUGGUGGUCCGGUGAUCUACGAAAACCGCGAAUAUGUCAGUCCCAACCAGGUGCGCCGGGAGAUCCGUCUGUCGAAGGCCGGACGCUACGCCCAGCGCAGAGAUGUGAGCAUCUCACGGUUUGUUUUCAUCUUUCGUAUACUGACUUGGCUAGAUCACGCAAUGCAGCUAGAUCAUCUACCUACGGAGCUAUUGCUCCAUAUAUUUCGCCGUUGCGAGACCGUAUCUGAUGUUCUUAAUCUCGCCUCGACGUCUCGGCAUUUCCGUCGUGUCUACCAAAGGUCGAAUAAGCUCCUCAUACUCGUCGAUGCUGCGGAGGCGGAGUUCGGUCCGUUGGAGGACAUAACCCAGAUCGUUACCCAGAAUGCGAGUCAGCCAGCCCAUAUCUUUCGCGAAGCUCCCAUGUCAGAUGCACUUCUGAAGCAAGCUAUCAAGAUUGGUCGCGUGGCGAAGAAGUGGGAGGAAAUCUAUCCUUUCAAGAAAUGGAAGAUCGAUUACGACUCUCGUCGGCUCUUGACCGAUGAGGAGCGCUUCCGUCUUCGUCGCGCUAUAUACCGCUUGUGGCUGUACCAUCGCGCGUUUCAUAACCGUCUUUAUGACCGAUACUCGCGCAAUACACGUUCUGUUAUCGCUGAGCGCGCGCAGCUCUUGCAUAACUGGUCGACUGAAGAGCUGGCUGAUAUCGAGGAUGUCCGACAAGUCAUAUGGGAUGUGGUUCAAUAUCACAUCUGCCCAAGUAACGGUACUAUCCAACGUAAAUUUCACAGACGCUAUCCCGAGCGUCAAACUCAGUUAACUUUCAACAUUCAUCUCAACUAUCCCGUCGAUCGAGAUUCUUAUGGUGCGCCUCGUUUCGGCUCUGAAAGAAGCGCCAACUCUGUUGAACAGAUAUUCUACAAUGCCCACCCACCUGGAAGUAGCAGUUCUUCUAAGUUCGCAUCUAAACUGCGCAAUGAUGUCUUUCACGAUCCCGGAUUCGAGGGCUGGGGCGACGAGAUCCCUCAUUACUACGUUAUCCAGGACAUGCUGAAACUGGAUCCCGGCCAAGUGCUUUUCUUACGUGAACAUGCUCCUUUGAAAGAACAGGUGGAAGCCUACAUCUUCUCGCAGGGCGAGUGGUUCAAGGAUAACGGUGAAACCUUUUUCGACACCCUCCAGUGGGUGCUGAAGGAACGAGCGGAGGACUUGCAGAACUUUUCGGACAUGAUGGCCGACCGCCAGCUGGGCGUCGCCAGGGACAUCUGUUGA
Messenger RNA from Paecilomyces variotii, 2289 nucleotides. RefSeq names its product Brix domain-containing protein. The record is from RefSeq and is a predicted model, not a curated record. Gene Ontology annotation, cellular component: nucleolus. Bases 169 to 2289 code for a protein of 706 amino acids. The transcript is spliced from 3 exons. NCBI's taxonomy places the organism in Eukaryota, Fungi, Ascomycota, Eurotiomycetes, Eurotiales, Thermoascaceae. Gene Ontology annotation, biological process: rRNA processing; ribosomal large subunit assembly. Gene Ontology annotation, molecular function: protein binding; rRNA binding.